AUGGCAACUGGAGGACUUUCGAUGCCUGCUGUGCUUGAAACCUCUGUCUCCAAGAUCAUCCCUAAAGCUUAUACAGAGGUAGGAAGACGUUCAGAAGGACUUUCUUCAGUUUCUGCAGGCCAGCAACCAAUGGUAUGGAAGGAUAAGAUAGAUAGGGUGAAGAUGUUGUCAUAUGGAAUUUUCAUUAUCAGAUUCAAUUCUUUGGAAGAUAGGGAUCAGAUUCUGGAGGGGGGCUACAUAUUCUUUAACCGAAGGCCUGUCAUCAUGAAGGCAUGGGAUCCAAAUGUGAAUUUUAAGAAAGAAUAUGUAAAAAAGGUUCCAAUAUGGGUUCAACUUGAAGACUUGGAUCUGAAAUAUUGGGGACAAAGAUCUUUGUUCAAAAUAGUCGGUCAAGUAGGGGAGCCGAUUAUGGUGGAUAAUGUUACAAAAGAGAGGGAAAGGUUGAACUAUCCUAGAGUUCUUAUCGAAGUUAGAAUAGAUCAACAAUUUUCCGAUAUGUUAGAAUUUGAGAAUGAGCAUGGAAACAACACACAUGUGGGAAUCAAGUAUGAAUGGAAACCGAUUGCUUGUAAUAACUGCUACGGCCUGGGACAUUUGACUGAUGAUUGUAAGAAGAAUGCUAAAGUGGAGAAAAAGUGGGUAGUAAAGGAAGAUCAUAGGCCAAAAAAGGUAGUGGAUGAGGAUGGCUUUGUUAAAGUUACAAGAGGUACUAAGGGGAAAGAGCAGUCUAGCACAACAGAGGCUCUAAGGGUGGAAAACACUUUCCAAGCCUUAGACUCUGAUCUGGAACAGCAAGUAUUGGCAGGAAAAGAGGCUGAAGAUGCUGAGAAUGAGGGCAAUACUGGAGGGGGGGAGAUCCCUCUCUCUCCAAUGGAUAAACUCUUAUGUUGGAAUGUCCGAGGAGCCAACAAUCAACAAAAACAAAGACUAAUUAAGCAAUUUAUUAGUCACCAAAAGGUGCACAAGCCAAUUUAUGCACCUAAAAUAUCAAUAAUGGAUGGUAUGUUUGAUAGCCUUGUUACUGUGGUAUAUGCCUCAAAUAGCAGGUUAGAAAGGAAAAGGCUUUGGAGGGAUAUUUGUGAACUGAAUACAAGUGAAAGAUGGUGUCUUACGGGAGAUUUCAAUGAGAUUUUAGCUAAGGAAGAAAGAAUAGGGCUUCAGGUUUCGAGUUGGCCUAAUGGGGAUUUCUUGCAAUGUGUUACUUACUGUAACUUGGAAGACAUAAAGAGCAACGACAAUUUUUUCACAUGGACAAACAAACAACAUGGAGAAGAUCAGAUUUUUUCCAAGAUUGAUAGAGUGUUAGCUAAUCAAGGUUGGUUGAAUAAGUAUGAGAAUGCUGAAGUUGUCUUUCUUAAUGAGGGAUUGUUCGACCACUCACCGGCUAUAGUCUCCUUAUAUUCGACUGUUGCUAGUGGCCUAAAGUCUUUUAAAUACUUUCGAAUUUGGAAGUCUCAUUCUAAGUUUGAAAGUAGUUUGUUGGACAUUUGGUCAAGGCAAGUAAAUGGGUCAAAAAUGUUUCAGGUGGUGGUGAAAUUGAAAAGUUUGAAAACCGUUCUGAAAGACAUCAAUAGGGACGGUUUUUCUGAUCUGUUGGGGGUUGUCCAUGAAGCCAAAGUCAGAUUGGAUGAGGCACGAAAAGGAGGCUCGGGAGACAUAUGUUAA
Messenger RNA from Cannabis sativa, 1665 nucleotides. RefSeq lists its product as uncharacterized. Bases 1 to 1665 code for a protein of 554 amino acids. The transcript has 4 exons. The record is from RefSeq and is a predicted model, not a curated record. Lineage: Eukaryota; Viridiplantae; Streptophyta; Magnoliopsida; Rosales; Cannabaceae.